UGACGCCGGCGGCACGUGAUGGAGCUCUUCGCGACGUCGUCCCCGCCCACCGCCGAGAACUUUCGCGCGCUCGCUGCAGGCGAGAAGGGCACCGGCCGCUCCGGCAAGCCCCUCCACUACAAAGGCGCCUUCCACCGCGUGAUCCCGCGAUUCAUGUGCCAGGGCGGCGACUUCACGCCGGAAACCGGCACCGGGCGGCGAGUCGAUCUACGCCGCGGCGAGUCGAUCUACGGGGCCAAGUUCGCCGACGAGAACUUCGUCAAGAAGCACACCGGCCCUGGGAUUCUCUCCAUGGCCAACGCUGGGCCCGGUACCAACGGGUCCCAGUUCUUCAUUUGCACCGAGAAGACCUCGUGGCUCGACGGGAAGCAUGUCGUUUUCGGGCAGGUCGUGGAAGGGAUGGAGGUCGUUAGGGCGAUCGAGAAGGUUGGAUCUCAGAGCGGGAGGACCUCGAAGCCCGUGGUGGUCAAGGACUGUGGCCAGCUUUAGGUGGUUUUUGAGUUUGAUGGGGGCUUUUUAAUGGUGGAUUUAGGGUUUGGGUGUUUGAAAUAAGGGUCGGUUGUGUUCUGGGUCUCUCUGUUUGAUUCGGGUCUUGUUCUAGUGUCUGUUUUCGUUUUCGUUUGGGAUCUCUGGAUCUUGGUAUGGGUGUUUUUACGAUCACGCUGAUAAAUAAAUUUUAGUUUUUACUAA
This is a messenger RNA of Asparagus officinalis (garden asparagus), 690 nucleotides long. Its product is annotated as peptidyl-prolyl cis-trans isomerase-like. Lineage: Eukaryota; Viridiplantae; Streptophyta; Magnoliopsida; Asparagales; Asparagaceae. The record is from RefSeq and is a predicted model, not a curated record. Gene Ontology annotation, cellular component: plasma membrane; cytosol. Gene Ontology annotation, biological process: protein peptidyl-prolyl isomerization. Gene Ontology annotation, molecular function: peptidyl-prolyl cis-trans isomerase activity.